Eriocheir sinensis (Chinese mitten crab) is the source of this 1314-nucleotide messenger RNA. Its product is annotated as mite group 2 allergen Lep d 2-like. The transcript is spliced from 5 exons. The record is from RefSeq and is a predicted model, not a curated record. Bases 87 to 512 code for a protein of 141 amino acids. Gene Ontology annotation, biological process: sterol transport. Gene Ontology annotation, molecular function: sterol binding. NCBI's taxonomy places the organism in Eukaryota, Metazoa, Arthropoda, Malacostraca, Decapoda, Varunidae.
AUUAGUGGGUAAGGCUUUUUACUCCCACAGUGGUCUACAUCUCUCACCUGAUCGCUUACUACUUAUCCCUGGUAACAAAAACAACAAUGCGCGGACUUGUACUUCUCUUCCUGUGUUGGGCUGUGGCAGAUGCGACACUUUACCAAGACUGUGGGUCUGUGGCGUCUGAUGUGGAGUUCACUGUGGAGGGCUGCGAGGUGCCACCUUGUUUACUGCCUCGUGGAGAUGUGGUCGAGGUUAACUUUAAAUUUACCGCAAGCAGAGACACGAGCACACUAACCAUCGGAGCUUGGGCCACCAUCGGAGGAAUCCAAUUCCCAUGGGAAGGUAUUGAUACGGAUGGAUGCCACUUCACAACGUGUCCCAUUACCGGUGGCUCCGUUGUUGACUGGACCAUGCCCGUAGAAAUUCUCACCGAGUACCCCGCGAUUAGCGUGGUGGUGACUUUCAAGUUGACGGACGACGCCGGGGAUCCCCAGACCUGUGCCAUGCUUCCGGCAACCAUCGUAUAAGCUUCCAUAUUUUUCUUAUAUGCCUCUUUUCCCAACCUCAUUUUUUGCCAUCCUUUUUUUCCCCCUCUUUUGGUCAUAUUUUACUCUCCAGCCUUUUCAAAUAGCCAAUAUGUUUCCCUUUAUGUUUUCAUGUUCUCGAAAAAACGUGGAAUGUACUUCUAGAUGAGAUUGUUUCUCUUGUUGUCACUGAUUAAUCCAUGAAAACAAAAGCAACACUCUUGGCAACUCAUAAAGUAUUGUUUUUUCCCUCGACCUUUUCACUCCUUUUCUUUUUUAUAUUUUUCUUUUCUGUCACCUUCUUUUAUAUUUCAAUAUCCAUAUCUGCUUUUGAUUUUCCCGCGACGCCCUUCCAAGAGAUCUCAAUGAUACUAAUAAAUAAUAAAAACUUAAAUCCAUAACAUAAUAGAGAAAACCUUAAGAAUCAAAUUAAUAUUUGUUCGUUUUAUUUGUUUAUUACGAAAUAAUAGGGAAGUAAAAAUAUUUUUAAAAAAUGGAAAAAAUGCCAAACGUCAUAUUUCUACACUAUACGCUAAUUAAGGCUGGCUGAAAAUGCUUUUAAAAUCUUUCCCAAAAUACUGAGUGUCAUUGCUUUCUCUUCUGUCACUAAUCUAUCUUGUGUUUAUUGUUUUUGCAUAUCAGCAAAAAAUUUCCGAUUUCUUUAUUUUUUUUUCUGACAUGAUUAUCUAAUUUUCUGUUCAAUGUUUCCUUUAAUGUGGUACCCUCGGAGUGCUAUUAAGAUUGAGCAUGCAGCACUCAGAUUAUUAUUAUUAUUUUUUGUUUAAAUAUAUUGUUCUGGAGCAAG